AUGACUUCAGCGAUGAGAAUGUUGUCAUAUGGUGUUGCAGCAGAUGCAAUUGAUGAUUAUAUGCGUAUCGGGGAAAGCACUGCAAUUCAAAGUUUGCAACAAUUUUGUAAUUCAGUGAUUGAAAUCUUUGGACUAGAAUAUCUGAGAUCUUCAACACCAACUGAUAUUGCUAGAUUACUUGCUAUUGGGGAGGUUCGGGGCUUACACAAUGACUUGAAUGUGUUGGACCGAUCGCCUUUGUUUUCUGAUCUUACUCAAGGUAAAGCUCCCCCUGUCCAUUACACUAUUAAUGGACAUAGUUACGAUAUGGGUUAUUACCUUGCUGAUGAUAUAUACCCUCAAUGGGCAAUACUGGUUCAAACAAUUUCUUCUCCCCAAAGAGCAAAGAAACAACAUUUUACAAUGGUGCAAGAGUCUGCCAGGAAAGAUGUAGAGCGGGCAUUCGGAGUGCUUCAAUCUCGAUUCGCAAUUAUAGGUGGUGCUAAUCAGCAAGGCAAACCAUCUGAAUCAACAAAGCCAACAUCAGCAGAACAACAAGGCAGCAUCAAAACAGAGGAAGAAGAUGGAAAUUUUACUCUUUUGUCGUAUGUGAAAAGAAAGGGUAUACAGUUUGAUAUUCCUACUUUGGCAAGCAUUAUUGGAGUUAAGGUAGGUGAUGAAAAUAUCCAUUUUCAGAGUGAGGCUGAGUUAGUUAAUAUUGUUGAUGAAAUGGAGAUCAAAAUAUGUUCACCCAUUAAUCAGUAUACAGUGACCCGUGCUGGUGGAGCCUCCAAUUUAAUGGGAAGUGUUAAUGCUCCAGAAGAUUCAGAAGAUGAAGUCCCACCAGAUGAUGCUCCAAAAGAUCCUCCUGCCAAUGUGAUGCCAUCAACUGAACAACCUCAAUAUUAG
Molecule: messenger RNA, 888 nt
Organism: Camellia sinensis
Lineage: Eukaryota; Viridiplantae; Streptophyta; Magnoliopsida; Ericales; Theaceae
Source: RefSeq, a predicted model, not a curated record